AUGGCAUUCUACUUCCAACCUCCAAUCUUUGGGAACUACAUUGUCCCAGUGGCUCCAAGAGCGGUCCCUUCCACUCUGGUGGUCUCAUUGCCUUAUACGACUUACACGCCUCUAUACUGGCAACCUGCUCCAGUAAUGGUUCAAGCGCAGCACUAUGUUCUCAAUUCAAACAUCAGAAUCAAGGUCAUAUUCCAUCGAGCAGGAACCGUCCUCGCCUCCAACGAUGCUCACUAUAACUACACACCAACUCGCGAAAUAGUUUUGGCCAACUUGUCCUGUUGGUCUAAGCAGCACAAUCUUGGAGACAGAGUCUACUUGGGCCAGUGUACUCUGUACACCACGCGUAGUCAAUACUCGAAGCUUGAGAUAAUCCCCGAGACUGGUCCUAUCACACCGGCAGAUAAUGUACGAAAGGUAUCAUUUGCGGACCAGCUACCUCCCAACGAAUUCCAGUCGAUCAUGGUUCAGAUAGUUACGAACAGCUAUGGGGCAUUAAUUCUGGUUGACCGUGCUUAUGUGCCUCUUCAAGUUCUAGCCCAGGGGAAUACGCAGAGCCCCCCUUCGGAUCAAGCUUCAAGUGAUGUCACGAAUAACAACUCGAAGGACUUGACCAAUGCCCCUCAGACAGCUCCCCCUGCAAGUGUUGACGGUGCCGAACCUGAACAGUCAGAUAUGGAUGAGGGAGACGUUGCAAAUGGUUGA
Molecule: messenger RNA, 702 nt
Organism: Fusarium venenatum
Lineage: Eukaryota; Fungi; Ascomycota; Sordariomycetes; Hypocreales; Nectriaceae
Source: RefSeq, a predicted model, not a curated record